This is a messenger RNA of Pseudogymnoascus verrucosus, 1653 nucleotides long. RefSeq lists its product as uncharacterized. The record is from RefSeq and is a predicted model, not a curated record. The coding region runs from base 1 to 1653 and encodes 550 amino acids. Lineage: Eukaryota; Fungi; Ascomycota; Leotiomycetes; Thelebolales; Thelebolaceae. The transcript has a single exon.
AUGCGCCUCAUAAAUGUAGACACGUUCGAGCUCGAGGAGUUCAUGGACCAUAGAUCCACCCGCUAUGCAAUCCUCUCCCACACCUGGGGUAAGGGGGAGGUGACGCUCGUCGAUAUGCAACGCGGCCUGCCACAUGCCGAGGCUCUACCCGGCUUCGAUAAAAUCCGCGGCGCCUGCCGCCAGGCUGCCAGCGACGGCCUUAUGUUCGUCUGGGUUGACACCUGCUGCAUCGACAAGAGCAGCAGCGCCGAACUGUCCGAAGCCAUCAACUCCAUGUUCCGCUGGUACUCCGAUGCUAAAAUUUGCUAUGCUUACCUAUCCGACGUCGCGAAGGUUGGGGACGGUCCUGAGGCGGAAUCGCAGUUUCGAAACAGUAGGUGGUUUACGCGGGGCUGGACACUGCAGGAGCUCCUCGCCCCUAAGGAGGUUGUCUUCUACUCCCGGGAAUGGAUAGAGAUGGGAUCGAAAGAGGACUUUGCAACGACAAUCUCAGAGAUUACGGGUAUUGACCCCGAUGCGUUAGGCACUCUGGAUAUUACAAGAUUUAGCAUUGCGGAACGUAUGUCUUGGGCCUCAAGUCGGGUCACUACGAGGCAGGAGGACAUAGCGUAUUGCCUGCUAGGCUUGUUUGCCGUCAACAUGGCAUUGCUAUAUGGCGAAGGCGAGCGCGCAUUCAUCCGGCUGGAGGAGGAAAUCAUCAAGAACUCGGACGACCACUCUAUCUUUGCAUGGACAUCGUUGGGCGAGGCUCCACCCACAAAUAGCGGGCUCCUAGCUAUGUCGCCGUUGCAGUUCAAGCACUCGCGCGGGGUUACCCUAUACGAGGGUGAAAGUAGUAAGAGUAGACCCUACCGGAUGACCAACAAAGGUCUGAGCAUCACGAUAAAUGUGGUACGUGGAAAUGCACCAGGGGAGCGCUUCAUGACGCUCGGCUGUCGGAUUAGAGAAGGUUGGGUCCUCGCGAUCUGCAUUCGAGGCGUGGUAGCCAGCAGCGUAAGUGAUCAGUAUACCAGAGUACGGUGCGAUGAGCUGUACGCAGUGCAACCCCAGACUAAUGGUGGAUGGACGAAAUUAUUCAUCCGACAGGCAACGAGUCUGCUCGAUCCAGUGGAGAUUUUGCGUGGUGCAAACGCUUUCAUGCUGAACGAUAUCUCCCCCUCCUUCAGACUCGAUAAAGUCUACCGAUAUACUCCAGACAAAUUUAAUCGGUUUAGUAGUAAAGAAGCGAAGAUAGUUUGCACUUAUGGGCGUGGCGGUGAGAUUCUGGUUAAUAUCCCAAAGUCGGCAAACCAUUGGGUGGCGACUGCUAUCUUCAAAAGCACCACUACUGAGGCGGAGGUCUGGGUCAUGCUAGGCUGGACGGAUGAAUUUGGUGUUUCGGUCCACGUUUGUCAGGAUCGUGAUGAGGACUCUGACGGAGAGAUUGUUGAGGUGGACUUAAGGCCUCUAAGCAACUGCAUAACGAAGAGGGAGAUUAUAAACGAAUCUCAGACCCCAGAGGGCGAGGCGAAGACAGAGUUAGUCCCCGUGUCUGUGAGCGUCAAUACGCAUCACGAGCAGGGUAUCGAUGCGCUGUACAAGGUGCUAUAUAAGGUGACAGUUACUGAUGACCGGUAUGUUGCAAUUCCGGCGGCAUAUACUGUUUGGCCAUAG